Messenger RNA from Phalaenopsis equestris, 2812 nucleotides. Its product is annotated as pentatricopeptide repeat-containing protein At4g14850-like. NCBI's taxonomy places the organism in Eukaryota, Viridiplantae, Streptophyta, Magnoliopsida, Asparagales, Orchidaceae. Gene Ontology annotation, biological process: RNA modification. The record is from RefSeq and is a predicted model, not a curated record. Gene Ontology annotation, molecular function: zinc ion binding; RNA binding; protein binding.
AUUGGCUCGAGAAGCACUCCCUCCUCCUUGUCAUUCCCGCGCCAUGACCCCAUGGCUUCCCUUCUCGCCACCGGCCCACAGGCGUUCGCCGGCGCCGUCGAGCUCGCCGUCUCCUCCCGAUCCCUUCUCCUCGGCCGUUCCACCCACGCCCAGAUCAUCAAAUCCCUCUACCCUCCUCCCGUACCUUCCUUCCUCUCCAACCACCUCAUCAACAUGUACGCAAAGCUCGACCUCCCUUCUCCGGCCUUCCUCCUCCUCUCCCUCGACCCCUCCCCCUCCGUCGUCUCCUUCACCGCUCUCAUCUCCGGCGCCGCCCAAAACAACCGCCCUCUCCUCGCCCUCAACCUCUUCCCCCUCCUCCUCCGUUCCUCCCUUCGCCCCAACGACUUCACCCUCCCUUCCCUCCUCAAAGCCGCCGCUUCCCUCCGCUGCCCCUCCACCGCCCUCCAGCUCCAUGCUUUUUCGCUUAAAUCAGGCCUCAUUUCCGAUGCCUUUGUCAUCUCCGCCGCCGUCAAUAUGUAUCACAAGACGGGUCUUCUUUCCCACGCCCGCCACCUGUUCGAUGAAAUGCCUCGCAAGACUAUAGUCGCUUGGAACGCAGUUAUGACUAAUGCGGUUUUAGAUGGUUUUCCCGAAGCUGCUGUGAGCGCCUUCAUUCGCCUUCGAUCGGCUGCUGAGAAUCCCAAUGAGGUAUCUUUCUGCGCCUUUUUGAACGCUUGCGCCUCGUUGGAGUAUUUCUGGCUCGGAUCUCAGCUCCAUUCCUUCAUCAUAAGAUUCGGAUUCGACACCAAUGUUUCAGUCGGAAACGCACUGGUUGAUUUCUAUGGAAAAUGCGCUUGCGUGGCUGAAGCAAGGCAGGUUUUUGAUAGCUUGAGCACCAAGAACGACGUCUCAUGGUGCUCCAUCAUCGUCGUUCACGCGCAGAACGCCGAAGAAGAAGAGGCCUUCCAUCUUUACCUUGCAACAAGGGCAAAAGGCUUCAUUCCCACUGAUUUCAUGCUCUCGAGCAUUCUCACCACCUGUUCUGGUCUCUCUGGCCUCAACCUCGGCCUGUCGCUUCACGCCGUGGCGGUCCGAUCCUGCAUCGACGGAAACAUCUUCGUCGGAAGCGCAUUAGUCGACAUGUAUGGCAAGUGCGGGAGCAUUGAGGAAGCGGAACAAGUAUUCGAUGGAAUGUCCGAGAGGAACUUGGUCACGUGGAAUGCGAUGCUCAGCGGGUACGCGGCACAGGGGAACGCUUCUGUGGCUCUCAGAGUAUUUGAUGAAAUGCGUAGGGGAGGUGGAGUUGAGCCGAAUUAUGUUACUCUGGUGAGUCUGAUGUCGGCUUGUGCGAGAGGAGGGAGAUUGAAGGAAGGAAUGGAGCUGUUUGAGAAGAUGGAGGAGAGAUAUGGAAUAAAGCCGAGGAAUGAGCUGUACGCCUGUGUUGUGGACUUGCUUGGAAGGGCGGGGAUGGAGGAGAAGGCGUAUGAGAUUAUAAGGAAGAUGCCGAUGAAGCCAUCUGUGUCAGUAUGGGGGGCGCUUCUUAAUGCCUGUAGGAUUCAUGGGAAGGAGAAGCUGGGCCGAAUAGCAGCAGAGGAGCUGUUUGAACUUGAUCCCCAUGAUUCCGGCAAUCAUGUCCUGCUCUCUAACAUAUUUGCCUCGGCUGGAAGGUGGGAGGAAUCCAUAUCGGUAAGAAAGGAGAUGAAGGAUGUGGGAAUCAAGAAAGAGCCCGGCUGCAGCUGGAUAACCUGGAAGAACGAGAUUCAUGUGUUUCAGGCGAAGGACACCAGGCAUGAGAGGAAUGCUGAGAUACAGUGCUGCUGGCGGAUCUUGCUACUGGCGGAUCUCCGCCGGAGAAUGGCGGCCGCCGGCUACACUCCCGACACUCGGUUUGCUCUAUAUGAGCUGGAGGAUGAAGAGAAGGAAUCGGAGGUUUAUCAGCACAGCGAGAAGCUGGCGCUGGCCUUUGGUCUGCUCUGCAUCCCUCAGGGGAUGGCGAUACGGAUCAACAAGAACCUGAGGGUGUGUGGAGAUUGCCAUGAGGCAAUCAAGUUCGUAUCAGGGAUUGUUGGGAGGGAGAUUAUAGUGAGGGAUAAUGUUAGGUUUCAUAGAUUUAGAGAUUGCAGAUGCUCCUGUGGGGAUUAUUGGUGAUUUAUUGCUUUGAUUAUUGAUGUAAUUGUUACAUUAAUCCAAGUUUUCUAUAUCUUGAGGAUGUUACCAUCGAAAAAUCAUUUAUGAUCGACCGUUCAUACAUCAGUCCGGAUGCUUGAACUGCAACGCAUUGACCCACAGGCGGGAAUGAUUACAGUUUCUCGGGUUACAAUUUCAGUGUGUAUGACUUGUUGCUCUGCGGUAGGGAAGUGGCGGUUGCUCGAAGUGGCGGUUGCUCGAAGCGGGGGUAGCCGGAAGCAGUGGCGACCAAAAGCAGCGAAGUCGACCGGAGACGAUGGUGAUCGGAACCUGUGGCGGCACAAGGUGGUGGCGGCCGAAGUUGGUCAAAUGCAACGACAGCCAGAAUCGGUGGAAUGCGGUGACGACCAAAAGUAGCGACAGGCUGACGCAGUAGCAGCAAGCGGAGUUAGCUGGAUCUGCUGCGUAGGAUGCAAGACUGCAACCCUCUCUUCUACAAGCCCCAGACUUCUCUUGCCCGAAGAAGGUGUAGAUUCCCUUUCAUGAGGGGGAACUGUUUUAUAGAAUUUGGGUUGCAAAUAAGGAACAAAUUCAAACAACUCUCCCCAUGAUCGAUGGACAUUUGACUGCUUUAAUGAUGUCAUAAUUGAGUGGUCUAUGACUCAUUGGAUUUGUCUUGUCGAUACACUCGAUUUAUCUAUAA